CCUUCUCACUGGGUGAGCCUGUGUGUCUGAAUGUGCAUGCAUGCUCCUCUCUCUCUCUCUCUCUCUCUCUCUCUCUCUCUCUGUGUGUGUGUGUGUGUGUGCACUGCUGCUGUCAUCACAGAUGUACCCCCAGCUGUCACUCCACCCUGCUCCGUCUCUUCCUCUCUCUUUCUCUCUUCUCUCUCCUCCCCACUUGGCGCUUUCUCGAUUAUUCAGCUGACUGCCGUCCCUAUUGCACACAGCUAUCUCCCCUUUACUCCACUGCUGCACUUCCGAUGGUUCCAGAGUCUUGGCAUCAUGCAGGGCGAAGGGGGAUGAUGCCGAGCGGCGCUUUACGAGCGCUUGCCUGCCUGCCUGCACAUCACUUGCACAGAAACGUUGGGAUACCCACAACAGGGUUUGGCAACUCUAAAGAGACUCCAUCCCAGCCAGCAGAGAACUAUUCGUCAGACUGCUGUUCAUUCCUGCAAGAAAGUGUGCCAGCCUGGCUGGCAGGCACAAGACACCACAGGGAAAACAGUAACCAUCAUGCUGUCUCUGAGUGGAGGCUACUGGUGGAGCAACAGGCUUUCCCUGAGAUGGAGAAAAACUAGCUUGCUUGCCUGUUGGCUUUCAUUCUGUGCAGCAGAGUCCCUCAUUGCUUGUCCCUCCCUUUGCAAAUGCAACAGCGGUACUCUAGAGGUGGACUGCAGUGGCUUGGGCCUUUCAUCCAUCCCCUUGGACAUUCCUACAAAUACCAGGACCUUCCUUUUCCUCAACAACCAACUCAGCAUUUUGCCAGAACAAACUUUUUCCAAUUUCUCUGCCCUCCAGAGACUGGAUCUUUCCAACAACUUCUUAGACCAACUUCCUGAGAACAUUUUCAGAGAUCUAGUAAACCUCACUGAACUACAGCUGAGGAACAACAGCAUCAGGAGCCUGGAUAAAGAUCUUCUGCAGAACACUGUUCUUCUGCGUCAGCUGGACCUCUCCAUCAAUGGGCUUGCUCAAAUCCCAUCAGGCAUCUUUGAUGACCUGCCCUCUCUCCGUUGGCUUUCCCUUAGGUCAAAUCGCCUGCAGAAUUUGGACAGGGUGACCUUUGAGCCUUUAGUUAGCCUGCGACAGUUGCAAGUGGGGGACAACCCCUGGGAAUGUGACUGCAACCUGAGAGAUUUCAAAUACUGGAUGGAAUGGUUCUCUUACAGAGGAGGAAAGAUAGACCAACUGGCAUGUACACUGCCUAAGGAGCUACGGGGGAAAGAUAUGCGCAUGGUGCCCAUGGAGAUGUUUAACUACUGUUCCCAGCUGGAGGAUGAGAACAGCUCUACUGUACUGGACAAUAUUGGUCCUCCUUGCAGUAAGGGAGCCCCGACUGCUCCCAAGCCUAAAACAACAACUCCUGAAGCAGAAGAGGAUCCCAGUGUGGGUUGCCCCCAGAAACAAAGAUACCGGCCUGUCAGUGUGCGCCGAGCCAUUGGCACAGUCAUCAUAGCUGGGGUGGUUUGUGGCAUCGUGUGUAUUAUGAUGGUAGUGGCAGCAGCAUAUGGCUGUAUCUAUGCAUCUCUCAUGGCUAAGUACCAUCGGGAGCUGAAGAAGAGGCAGCCAUUAAUGGGUGACACAGAAGGUGAACAUGAGGAACAAAAGCAGAUUUCCUCUGUGGCAUGAAUACCUUAUUGGAAAUUAGUGGCAGAGGAGAACAGGAUAUGAGAGGCCUAUGGCUUGGGCCUUUCCACAUCUUCCAAGACAUACAGAUGGACUGUGCUGCUGUUCCAUUCAUCCAAUUAGUAAAACAUGCUUCUGGGUUCAGAACACCUGGCUCUGGGUUCAAGUCCCUCUCACUUGCCUCUGUCCUCAUGUACUUCCAAGUGAAUAAACUGUAGUCAGACCUCAA
This is a messenger RNA of Podarcis raffonei (Aeolian wall lizard), 1870 nucleotides long. It is a transcript of the gene LRTM2, whose product is annotated as leucine rich repeats and transmembrane domains 2. Gene Ontology annotation, molecular function: protein binding. The coding region runs from base 529 to 1644 and encodes 371 amino acids. Lineage: Eukaryota; Metazoa; Chordata; Lepidosauria; Squamata; Lacertidae. The transcript has 4 exons. Gene Ontology annotation, cellular component: plasma membrane. The record is from RefSeq and is a predicted model, not a curated record.